This is a messenger RNA of Epinephelus fuscoguttatus (brown-marbled grouper), 1534 nucleotides long. RefSeq names its product serotonin N-acetyltransferase-like. Gene Ontology annotation, molecular function: aralkylamine N-acetyltransferase activity. The record is from RefSeq and is a predicted model, not a curated record. The transcript is spliced from 3 exons. Gene Ontology annotation, cellular component: cytoplasm. Lineage: Eukaryota; Metazoa; Chordata; Actinopteri; Perciformes; Serranidae. Gene Ontology annotation, biological process: response to light stimulus; circadian rhythm. Bases 445 to 1122 code for a protein of 225 amino acids.
AACCUUUACUUGUGAUGUCUUGAAAUACAGUGUGAACAUUUUACUGUCACUCUGAGCAAAGUUUUGUGAGCUGUGUUGAUCCUGGGUCAGUGCGCCUCCCACUGAACAUACGUGGCAGAGCUGCUAUAAAGACACCAGAGGUGGCCGUUCAUAGGAAAUAAUUAUCUGUCAGUAGAGACAAAAACCAAACAGCAUCAACAGACGCAGUUAAUUGCAGGGUUCGGUAAAUUGCCCCACACAGUGUUGACCUUCACUCACUCACUGACAUCAAAUAAUUCAAAUGCAAAUGAGCCGCUGGAUCAGAGCUGGAAAGCUGUCCUAUAAAUACAGACAUAACUCAUCCUGUUCUCCUCGCAGGGCCCCACAGAGGUGAUCCUGCUCAGCGGGAGACGAGGAGACAUCUGAGGAAGUGCUUUUGGAGGGGAGAGUGUUAAUAACCGUAGGAUGUCCGUUGUUGGCGCGCAGCCUUUCAUCAAGCCAAUGCAGCCUGCGCCUUCUGUUUCGCCCGGUGUCCAGAGGAGACACACGCUCCCCGCGAGCGAAGUCCGACCGCUCAACACGCAGGAUGCCAUAAGCGUGUUUGAAAUCGAACGAGAAGCAUUUAUCUCAGUGUCAGGCGAGUGCCCUCUCCACCUGGACGAGGUACGUCACUUCCUCACACUGUGUCCAGAGCUGUCCAUGGGCUGGUUCGAGGAGGGCCGGCUGGUGGCUUUUAUCAUCGGCUCUCUGUGGGACCAGGACAGACUCACCACAGACGCGCUGACUCUCCACAAGCCACGCGGCUCCACCGUCCACAUCCACGUCCUCGCCGUCCACCGCACCUUCAGGCAGCAGGGCAAAGGUCCCAUCCUGAUGUGGCGCUACCUGCAGUACCUCCGCUGCCUGCCCAACGUGCGCCGAGCGGUGCUCAUGUGCGAGGACUUCCUCGUUCCCUUCUACCGGAAGUCAGGCUUCAAGGUGCUGGGGCGCUGCUCCAUCACCGUGGCCAACCUGACCUUCAUGGAGAUGUGGUACCCCAUCAGCGGCCACGCCUACAUGCGGCGCAACAGCGAGGCGAUCCGUUUCCCUCAGCAUCCCUUGACUCUGCCACUGACAAAGACUGAUGAACAUGUUGAUGUAUGACGUGAUGGUGACGUGUGUCACUGAGAUACCUGCACAGGUUGUCUUUGAUUUAAAGUCAGUGUUGUUGUCUCUGUAGGAUUUUCAGUGGCUGCUUUCUCUGGUUUGUUGGACUUCAUCAUCCAAACUGAGUCUGAUGUGAAAUUCUCUUAUCAUGUACAAUAAAACCAAGAAUGUACUUUACUGCAAUGUGAUGUAUAAUAUGUAAUAAGUUCACUCUGUUAGACUCUAUUCCGUGGUGCAUUUGUGGUACACAUUUGGAGUCAUGGCUGCACAGUAAGCUGCUCCUGCUUAGCACCAUUCUGGCCUCACACAACAAUGGACUGACGUCAGCGGCCGAGCUUUAGCUGCUCAACCACAGCUCCUCCAGCUCUAUUAGGGGGCUUUAGCUACUGUAAACGUCGUGGGAUUUAGA